Molecule: messenger RNA, 870 nt
Organism: Opisthorchis viverrini
Lineage: Eukaryota; Metazoa; Platyhelminthes; Trematoda; Opisthorchiida; Opisthorchiidae
Exons: 4
Coding region: 1-870 (289 amino acids)
Source: RefSeq, a predicted model, not a curated record
AUGUGUUCACACUUGAGCGAUGUGAUUGGAAUGACCGACUCAUCGAACAACGACCCAAAUGUAUCCAGCACCAGAAGCUGCUUUGGUUGGGACAUGUGUUACGUAUACCGAACCAUCGUUUGCCGAAGAGAGUACUGUUUUCCAUGCCCAACUCAGAGUGGCCAACCCUUGACUUGGCAGCGGAGUAUGAAGGAGAUCACGAAACGCUUGGGUGCUGUCGGUGCUACUCGCAUUCCAGGAUGGAGACCGCGUGAUCCUCACCUAUCCUGGUUGGAGACACCACAAGAUAUGGUUGUCAACCGAUGUGAGUGUCGUUCUUGUUGUCAAUUUCUAUCCAGAUUGCCUGAUCCCUACCCCGUCCACCUUCAUUCUUUUCUUCACAAUAAGGCUUCAAAUAAAUCAUGGCUGUACGGCAGCGAAGCAUCGGUGUUGGACACUGAUGUCAUGCUGUCGAUGAUGAUGACGAUGAUGGUGAUGAUGAUGAUGAUGAUGAUGAAUUUGUUCGUUGACCGUGAUGUGAAGAAUUCCACUGGAUCUGUACUGAAUCUUCCUGGCAAAGGGAGAAAGUCUCUGGGUGAUGAAAGAGCACCCAUUGUACAGAAUGCUGUCGAGCAACUUCAGUCCCAGAGCACCAUGGCAUCUUCGUCAAUAACUCAGGUGUCUCAGUUGACCGGCAUUCCCCGCGUCAGCAUGCAUCGUAUUAUGAGACGCCAUCUUCAUCUCUACCCGUCUUAUUCCACUUUAUUACAAAAGAUCGCGCAAGAAGACAAGGAGCAACGUGUCACGUUCACUAACUGGCUGCUGGACAAUGAGGAAAUCUUUCCAACAUUUUAUAGAGCGAUGAAGCAAAUUUUUUUGUGGAUGGAAUAA